This is a messenger RNA of Salvia hispanica, 2368 nucleotides long. Its product is annotated as Vacuolar import/degradation, Vid27-related protein. The record is from RefSeq and is a predicted model, not a curated record. Gene Ontology annotation, cellular component: nucleus; cytoplasm. Gene Ontology annotation, molecular function: protein binding. NCBI's taxonomy places the organism in Eukaryota, Viridiplantae, Streptophyta, Magnoliopsida, Lamiales, Lamiaceae.
AAUCAUCACUCAAUUUCAAAUUAAAAUUUUCAGCUCCUCAUUCAGAUUGUUUAGUCGAAUUCGAAAUAAAACUUUUAGCGCUCUUGAUUCAGAUUGUAUACUCAAAUUCGAAAUAAAAUCUCAGCUCCUAGUUGAGAUUUAUUUUUGGGGGAAAAAGGUUGUGAAUUCUCCAAAAAUUGAACUGAUUUUUUUGUUUGACUGUAAUUUUCCGGAGGCGGAGCGCCACCACCAUGGGCGGUUCACAGAGUCGCGAAGGGCUCGAACUUUCCGAUUCGGAAUAUUCCGAUCAGGAGGAGGAAGAGGAAAUCCAGGAGCACGCAGAGGAUCGCUCCCCACAGGUCAGUGCAAAAACCCUAGAUGAAGUCGAUUCAAGGCUGCAGGCUUUAAAGCUCAAGUACCCGAGUAAUGCGUCUCCGUCGCCUCGGAAGCCUAAAGUUGACUUAAGGAACGCCGUUAAGCUUUACCUUCACAUCGGCGGCAACACGCCCAAGGCGAAGUGGGUGGUCUCUGAGAAGCUUUGUUACUAUAAAUUUGUUAACAAGUUGAAAAUCGACGACGAGGACGAGUAUGAUGAAGACGAAUUGCGUCGUGGGGAAGGAUUUUGGGUUUUGAAAAUUGGGGAGAAGAUCGGUGUUAGGGUUUCCACGGAUUUGCAGAUGAAGUUCUUCGGGGACCAGAGGAGGGUUGAUUUUGUGGAUAGAGGCGUUUGGGCGUUGAAAUUUUUCGUGGAUGAGGAGUAUAGGGGUUUUGUGACUAAAUUUCAGGAUUGUUUGUUUGAGAAUGUUUAUGGAUUGAGAGCUACGGAAGAGAACAAAUUGAAGAUAUAUGGGAAGGAGUUUAUAGGUUGGGUGAAGCCAGAGGAGUCGGAUGAUGCAAUGUGGGAGGAUGCAGAUGAUGGUGAAUGGAAGACUCCAGAUAAGAGGCCGGUGGAUUUCCCGGAGAGGGAGAGCCAGGAUUUGUUGGAGGAGUUUGAGGAGGCGGCAACGGGUGGAGGGAUUCAGAGCUUGGCUUUGGGGGCAUUGGAUAACAGUUUCUUGGUUAGUGAUUCAGGAGUUCAGGUUGUCAAGAACUUUAGUCAUGGGAUUCAUGGGAAAGGGGUUUAUGUCAAGUUUGAUGACAAUAACUUGGGAUCGAGUUCUGGAAACUCCGCAACUCCAAAGAAGGGGCUUUUAAUGAGGGGAGAGACGAAUAUGAUGCUGAUGAGUCCAUUGAAGGGAGGGAAGUCACCUACAACUGGGCUUCGCCAGUUGGAUAUUGAGACAGGGAAGAUUGUCACAGAGUGGAAGUUUGCAAAAGAUGGGGUUGAUAUCACUAUGAAAGAUAUCACUAGUGAUUCAAAGGGUUCACAAUUGGACCCUUCGGAAUCGACUUUCUUGGGUCUGGAUAACAACAAUCUGUGUCAGUGGGAUAUGCGGGACAGGAAGGGAGUGGUUCAGAAGAUCACAGAUACCAAUCCGCCAGUGCUGCAUUGGACCCAAGGUCACAUGUUCUCGAGAGGGACCAACUUUCAAUGUUUUGCAACGGCUGGGGAUGGUUCCAUUGUUGUUGGGUCGCUUGAUGGGAAGAUUAGACUGUACUCAAGGACCUCGAUGAGGCAGGCGAAAACUGCAUUCCCUGGCCUUGGUUCGCCCAUAACAUCGGUUGAUGUUACUUAUGAUGGGAAGUGGGUGUUGGGUACCACAGAUACGUAUUUGAUCUUGAUAUGCACUUUGUUCACGGAUAAGGAUGGUAAGACGAAAACUGGCUUUUCUGGUCGGAUGGGAAACAAGAUUCCAGCUCCGAGGUUACUGAAGCUCACUCCUGUUGAUGCACAUCUGGCUGGAGAUGGUAAUAAAUUCCAUGCUGGUCAUUUCUCUUGGGUUACGGAGAGUGGUAAGCAAGAAAAGCAUCUGGUUGCUACGGUGGGGAAGUUCAGCGUGAUAUGGAACUUUCAGCAGGUGAAGAACAGCGCGCAUCACUGCUACGAGAAGCAGCAAGGGCUCAAGAGCUGCUACUGCUACAAGAUAGUAUUGAAGGACGAAUCCAUAAUUGAGAGCCGGUUCAUGCACGACAAAUUUGCAGUGGGGAGUUCCCCUGAAGCUCCGCUGGUUGUGGCGACUCCGAUGAAAGUAACUUCCUUCAGCAUGUCUGGGAAACGAAGAUGAGGAUGUUGUUUGGCUUAGUUGGUUGUUUAAUUUACCUGCUCCAUAAUAUGGUUUGGUGUGUAGAGAUGGAGAUGUGGUUUUAUUUUCAUUUCAUUGUUGGGGUAUUUAGAGUAUUUUUUUUUUCUUGUAAAGGGGAUUGAUUUGAUUCUUCACUAUUUGUUUCUGUGUAUUUCCCAAGUCCAAACUGUCCAAAUUGAAGUAUUAGGAGAAGUAUGAUUUGGAUG